CGUUCGGUCACAGGGGGCAGCAUCUUGCCGGCAUUAGGAGCCUGACUAGGAAGUGGCUCGCUCUCCACACUAUUUAAAGCCCCUUUUGCAGGGAGUGCUGAGGUGAACAUCCAGAUUGCUCAGCUCAGUAGCAGAACACCACACAUAUACAAGAGUCAGCGGCGAAGUGAUGAACUUCGGCAGGGAUGUGGCCCGGCAGACCAGUUGUUACACAUACGUCAUAGAGGAUGACGAUCCAGCCUUGGCAAGUCUAAAUGCAUUUGAGCUGGCUGAGAGGGGGGACCUGGCUCUCCUGGAGAACCUGGUGAAGAAGAGCCCAGAGGUCCUGCGCGAGAAAGAUGAAUGCGGAGCCAGUCUCCUUCAUCACGCCGCCGCGGGGGGCCACGUCACCCUCAUCCAAUUCAUCACCACUGUCUUAGACUCCGAGGAGCUGAACAGCUGCGAUGAGCAGGGGAACGUGCCCCUCCACUGGGCCGUGGAGAGGAACAAGGCUGAGAGCCUCAGGGCCCUGAUGGACCUGGGGGCCGACCCCAACAUCCUCAACACGGCCCUCCUGUCCCCCCUGCAUCUGGCCGUCAGCCUCGGCCACAACAGCCUGGUGGAGUUGCUGUUGUCCUACAGCGCCACCGACUGCAACCUCCAGGGAGACCUUGGGAACUCCCCGGUGAUUCUGGCCUGCUCCAUCAAUAACUGUGAGGCUCUCAGCAUCUUGAUAAAGCACGGGGGGAAGCUCUGCCAUCAGAACAAGCUCGGCCAUUUCGCCAUGCACGCCGCUGCCUUCGCAGGCGCCAAGAAGGCCAUGGAAGUCAUUCUGAAGGCCGGAGAGGAGUGCGGCCACUUAGCCGCGUCCCACAUCAACUACGUGGACAAGUCCAACAGCAGUCCCCUCCAUCUGGCUGUACGUGGCGGGAAUCUUGAGACCAUCCGCCUCUGCAUCGCCACCGGAGCCAAAGUCGAUCAGCAGCAGAAUGACAAGUGCACACCGCUUCAUUUGGCCUGCACCCAGGGAGCUAUUGAAGUAGUCAAAUUGAUGCUCUCCUCCGUCCACCAAGUAGCAGACAUCAUCAACCUGACUGAUGGGGCGUGUCAGACUCCUCUACACAGGGCUACAAUAUUUGACCACGCAGAGCUGGCGGAGUACCUCAUUUCUUUGGGCGCAGAGCUGAACAGCACUGACUGUAAGGGCAACUCUCCCUUGCUGUUGGCUACGAGCUGUGGAGCGUGGAAGACUGUGGCUCUGCUGCUGUCAAAAGGGGCAAAUGUGAAUGUAAGAGACAGAUGCGGUUGUAACUUCCUCCACCUGGCCAUCCUGCAGCCCAAGGGCUUGAAAAACCUCCCAGAAGAAGUGCUCCAGCAUAGCAGCGUCAAAGUACUGCUGAGCUGUGAGGAUAAUGAGGGCUGCACCCCGCUCCACUACGCUUGCAGACUGGGCAUCCACGACUCGGUGAAGAACAUGCUGGGCCUCUCGGGGCAGAUCGGCCUCGCGUGCAAGUCCAAGGACAAGAAGUCUGCCCUGCACUUUGCUGCCCAGUAUGGGCGUAUCAAUACGUGUCACAGAUUAUUGGAGACCAUCACCGACUCCCGUCUGCUUAAUGAAGGUGACGAGCGGGGCCUGACACCACUCCAUCUGGCCUCCAAGGAAGGGCACACCAAGGUGGUGCAGCUGCUGCUGCGCAAGGGAGCUCUCUUUCACUGUGAUUACAAGGGCUGGACUUGUCUGCACCACGCCGCAGCUGAAGGAUACACACAAACGAUGGACAUUCUUUUGUCAGCCAAUCCCAAGUUACUGGAUAAGGCCGAUGAAGACGGGAACACUGCGCUCCACAUCGCAGCAAGAGAAGGACACGUUGCUGCAAUAAAGCUCAUGCUGGCGAGGGGGGCAGAGAUUGUCUUGAACAAGAAUCACACUUCGUUCCUCCAUGAAGGUCUGCAGAACGGGAGAAAAGACGUGGUUAACGCAGUCAUUGACAGCGACAGAUGUUCGGAGGCUUUGAGACUGUUCAUGCCCGGCACAAGCCAGAGAUGUCCCAUUCUAGACAUGAUAGAGUUUCAGCCAGAGACUUACAAGCAUCUACUGGACCGCUGUGUGAAGGAAUCUGACGAUGACCACAACAGUCCUGACUACCACAUUGAAUACGAUUUCACGUGGCUCCAGGCUCCACUUGCAAUGCAGAAGAUAACCGACAAGACCAUGAGGUAUAAGCCACUGGCUGCACUCAAUGCAAUGGUGCAGUAUAACCGCAUCGAGCUCCUCAACCACCCGGUCUGCAAAAAGUAUUUGGCAAUGAAGUGGGUGGCUUAUGGGAGCACAGCACAUGUGCUCAACAUGUUUUUUUACCUGUUGGGGCUGCUGCCUUUAACUCACCUGAUAGUGACUCUGAGACCCUCCAUGAACACCACCAACACAGGAGAGCACAAUAUCAUCAUGGUUCCUACAUCCUUCGUAGAGCAAAGUCUGUUCUCGUCCUUCUGCAUGGUGAUGGUCUUGGUCAUGAACAUCUACUCGAUAGCGAAGGAAGUGGUGCAGAUAUCACAGCAGCGCUGGAAUUACUUCAGGGACUAUUCCAACCACUGCGACUGGUUUUCCGCCAUCUUCUCCCUCCUGUUCAUUAUCCCCGUCAUGCUCAACGCAGAGGGGUCUUUACACUGGCAAGCAGGGGCAAUUGCAGUUUUAAACUCUUGGGUUGGAUUUCUCCUUUAUCUCCAGAGGUUCGAGGGUAUCGGCAUCUAUGUUGUGAUGUUUGGGGAGAUCAUGAAGACGCUGGUCCGUAUUGUGAUGCUGUUCUUGUACCUGAUGCUAGCGUUCAGUUUGGCGUUUCAUGCUCUGAUGCUCAACCAGACGGAGUUUCAAAACGUGCCGCUCUCCGUGAUACAAACCUUCGUGAUGAUGGUGGGAGAACUGAACUACCAGAAUAACUUCCUGGAUGCUUAUCUGAAGAAUGACCUUCCUUUCGGUAUCCUGACAUACUUCAUUUUCGUGGUCUUUGUUCUGCUCAUGCCGAUUCUGCUGGUGAACCUGAUGAUCGGUUUAGCAGUUGGGGACAUCGCUGAAGUUCAAAGGAAUGCUGCCUUAAAACGAAUAGCCAUGCAGAUUGACCUUCACACCGCCCUGGAGGAUAAACUCCCUUACUGGAUUAUGAAACGAGUGGACAAACCCUCCAUUACCAUCUACCCCAACCGCAAGUGCUCCAGGCGCUUCUUCUCGCAGAUACUCUCAGGUGAAGAGGAAACAAACGAAGUCUGGACUCGCCUGCAGACCAAAUCACAGAGCUGCACGUUCGUAGAGAACGAGCUCAGGAAGCAGAAGUUCAGAAUGAAAGAGAUGUCGAGCAUACUGGAGAAGCAGCACUGCCUCCUGAAGCUCAUCAUCCAGAAGAUGGAGAUCACCUCAGAGGCCGACGAGUACGACGGCCCCAUGACCAUCAAAGGCAGCAAGUGGCCCAGCUUCAACCAGGUCAAACCGAGGGGCAGACCGACGUCUCGGUGGGUGCCUCUGAUGAAGGCCAUCGGGUCCAAGCGGACAUGAAGAGGGGCCGAAGACGAAGCAAGAAGCAUAUUAUUCAGUGCAAUCAAUUACAAAGGUCUUGUUAUAAACGCUAUACAAUAGGUAUAAACAUAAUUCAUUAUAUUCUACAUAUACAUGUUGGAUGUUGUAACUGUCAAUUCAAUGAGUGUAGUCGUCUGAACUGUUAUCUACUUGAAUUUAAAAUAUUAAAACAUUUAAUAUUGUUGCAUCAUGAACUGCGCUGUUGUUUUCCUUCUGUUACGGGCCAGGUAGGUGGACUCUGGAGGCAGAGACAGGAGGCAGGCGGUAGUUGAAAGAGUUUAUUGCAGUAAAGGAGGGUGGUAGAUGAAGGGGCAGAUGAUGGGUUUGAACAAGGCCAGAUGAAAGUGGCAGGCAGAUCAGGCAGCUGGAGUCUGUGUGGAGAGCUGGUGAUCCUGGACAGCAGAAACAGAGAUUAAGUACAAGGUAGAUGCACGUAAAGCAGAAUAUGCUAUACAGAUUCAAAAGCUGAGACAAGACCGACUGCGAAGUAGUCUACAAUCCAGCGCUGACUGAUUCCACUGAGGAGCUUAAGUAGGCUGAAGCCUCAAUCAGUGACACCUGCAGUUCCAGCACAGCUGACUGGUAUCAUCAAUUAGCCUUGACCUGCAAAGAGAGGAGGAGGAGGAGACCAGGAGGCAGAGGGCAUGACACCUUGUAAACCGUCUGAUCCUGUAGAGAUCUGUUACUGGAAGUUGCUCCUAAGUAAAUUUCACUUUCUGGAUGCAAAUGCAGCGCCGGCGUAGUUCCUUUACAUAUUAUUUUUUAUCUGUCAUGCAAACUGUUGGAUUUUCACCCAUCUGAGCAGAUGUUCCUUGAACUGAGGCGGUACGUUUGAGGCAUGCCGUACCCCUCCUAUCGAAAUUAAAUAAAAUAAAAACAACACGCUUUACU
This is a messenger RNA of Mugil cephalus (flathead mullet), 4438 nucleotides long. It is a transcript of the gene trpa1b, whose product is annotated as transient receptor potential cation channel, subfamily A, member 1b. The transcript has 28 exons. Gene Ontology annotation, molecular function: monoatomic ion channel activity; protein binding. The record is from RefSeq and is a predicted model, not a curated record. The coding region runs from base 170 to 3526 and encodes 1118 amino acids. Gene Ontology annotation, cellular component: membrane. Lineage: Eukaryota; Metazoa; Chordata; Actinopteri; Mugiliformes; Mugilidae. Gene Ontology annotation, biological process: transmembrane transport; monoatomic ion transport.